AUGAUAGAUAGUCCAUGUAAUUUGUGUGGACACAAGCUAAUUGCUCCCUUCUAUAGUUGCCCCACAUGUGAAUUUAAGGUGGAUUUGACUUGUGGGAUGAAACCAUCACCGCCUACUAUCGAGCGUCCAAUGUGUCAUGAACAUCCACUCGUCUUCUUAAAGAUACGAGAGGAUGAGGCAAAAGUUUCAUGUGAAUUAUGCAAGAAAUCUAUUGAAGGACCUUCGUAUGCUUGUCUUGGAUGCUAUGUGUACUUCCACGUGAAUUGUGUCCAUCUCUCGACAGAGGUACAUCAUCCUUGUCACUCUAGUCACCCUCUCAAACUCAUUGCAUCUUACACACUUACGGAUGAUGCCGAGAAGUCUUGUCUAAUAUGUGAACAACCAAAAGGAGUGGUUUAUCAUUGUUCUACUUGUAAUUUUACUACAUGCGUUAGCUGUACCAAAAAUCCACCACCCCUUGUUAUUGAACAUACCAAGACCCACGAGCAUCCGCUUACUCGCUUUUCUAAGAGAUUUUCAUAUACUUGUGAUGUCUGCGGUCAUAGUGGCGCUAGUUAUUCAAAUUGCGGUGUCUGCCACCAAUAUAUAAGUCAGUAUAAGAGAGCUUAUUCUUGUUCUGUUUGCCCUAACUAUGCAGUUCAUUUUUCAUGUGCGUUUAGCGGUUGGGAUGGUAUAGAAUAUGAAGGGAAACCUGAGAUCAUAGAAGAUAUUGCACCAUACAAGGUGGUGGGUGAUAACUUGAUAUGUCAUUUUAGUCAUGACAAACAUCCUUUAAAGAUUCACACGGGAGAUAUAAUUCAUGAUGAGCACAAACGAUGUGCAGCAUGUAUCAAUCCACUUGGAUUUGGCUCCAUCUAUGUUUGUGAGGAAUGUUGUUUCUUUCUCCAUGGAAAGUGUGCCAAUCUCCCUAUAAAGAAAAUUUUUGUAUUUGACUUCUUAAAAUACACGUUAAAAGCUGUUCGAGGAGUUAGUUACUGCAACUUUUGUAAAACAUUAUCUGGUGGUUUCAAGUACAUAGCGCAAGGAAGGGGGGAUAUAAAUGUACAUUGUGGUUCCUUAUCUGAGCCUUUCGUCUAUAAUGGCCAUAUACAUCCCCUAUAUUUAAAACUAGUUCAAGGCUUUUGCGGAGGAUGCAAUAUCAAAGUAGAAGGUUAUGCCAUGUGUUGUGAUAAUUAUGACUUUUGUUUGUGUUUGUAUUGUGCUAGUUUGCCAGAAAUGAUAUGGCAAAAGAAUGAUGAACACCCGCUCACUUUAUGUUCUGGCGUAAAGGAAAGCAGCAAAUAUUGGUGUGACCAUUGUGAGGGAGAAAUAAAUCCAAAUGUAUGGUUUUAUACAUGCUUUGAUUGUGGAGUAACCAUACACGCUCAUUGUAUACUAGGAGAUUUCUCACGACUCAUGCCAGGACACAUAAUCUACUUUAUGGGAAUAAUACUUGAGGUGGUUCUAAAUAAUCACAACACUCGACUAUUAUGCAGCCAGUGUCACUCUAGAUGCAAGGCCUCCGUUAUUCUAAAAGAUUACUAA
This is a messenger RNA of Camelina sativa (false flax), 1524 nucleotides long. The record is from RefSeq and is a predicted model, not a curated record. Lineage: Eukaryota; Viridiplantae; Streptophyta; Magnoliopsida; Brassicales; Brassicaceae.